Frankliniella occidentalis (western flower thrips) is the source of this 6889-nucleotide messenger RNA. RefSeq names its product neuronal calcium sensor 2. NCBI's taxonomy places the organism in Eukaryota, Metazoa, Arthropoda, Insecta, Thysanoptera, Thripidae. Gene Ontology annotation, molecular function: calcium ion binding. The record is from RefSeq and is a predicted model, not a curated record.
GCAUUUGUCAAACACAAUUCUAUGUUUAUAUUAUUCUUACCUACGAGAACAAGGAAAUCAUUUUGAGAGUUUUGGUUCAGUUUAUAAGGUCUGGAAAUUUUACAGCACACACCUAGCAUAACCUCAAAUUUUAUCAUUUUGUACAAAAGUGUUGAUGCCUCGUUAGUCGUAAUAUUAUAACAACCAUAACCUCCAAAUAUUGUGUUAAAUAAUACUAUGGGUAUAGAAGUUUUGUUUGUGUCCAGUCUGUGGUGAAACACACUUUGACAUGUUACUGUAUUCCCUCUAGUACUCUUCUGCUCAUGACAAGAAUUGUUUUCAUGCUGUCUUGUGCUACAGUUGAACUGUCAUUUCAAUUCAGGACUUUUGAAAUAACAAUUCUUGUCUAGAGCUGAUGUAAUUAGAAUGUUAGGCAUUGUAAAACAUAGAACUUGUACCUGUUGUCCCCAUUAUGUAGGAUAUUGCUCUAAUAUUAAACUAGUUUGGUAUACUGUAGGCUAUGGCUCAAAUGUGAUGUUAUUAUUAAGAAUCCUAAAUUAGGUGUUUGUUUUAAAUUUUAAGCGUUAUUUAUCCUGUGUGGUGGUGUGUUUGUAUUGGUUUGUAGUCAUUGUUAAGCUACAUCACCAACGGUGUUGAAUAGGUUAAGUGCCAUGCUGUUUGAAGUGUGUGUAGAAAUGUUUUUUGUGACAAGCUGCUUUCACCACUCCUUCACAAUCAUCACCAUCACCAUAUGGCGAGCAAACAUGGAUGAAACCUCUGACUCCAGGUAGCGUCAGUAUGGGGUGCUUCGGGAGCAAAGACAAGCUAUCAAAAGAAGACAUGGAUUUUCUCAAAUCGCAUACAAGAUACGACGAGCCCACAAUCAAGGAGUGGUAUAAAGGAUUUAAGGAGUUCUUGCUGGCCAUCGACGUGACUUCGUCUGGGACGCCCGAGGAGAAGCUCAAGUGGGCCUUUAGGAUGUACGACGUGGACGGCAACGGUGUCAUCGACAUCCACGAAAUGACCAAGAUCGUGCAGGCCAUCUACGACAUGUUGGGCGCGUGCUCGUCUAACCGGCCGGCUGACUCAGCCGAGGAACGCGCCAAGAACAUCUUCGCCAAGAUGGACGAGAACAACGACCAACAGCUGACGCAGGAAGAGUUCCUCAAAGGCUGCCUGCAGGAUGAGGAGCUGUCCAAGAUGCUUGCGCCUUAGGCUGCUCCAAGACAUGCGGUCGUGUGUGUGAAUGUGUGUGUGUGAGUGCGUGGGCGCGUGCGUUGUGUUUGUUGUGAUGAGAAUGUUUGUACAAAGAGAAAACAUUCCACCUGAAAGAGGCCAAUUCUGUUCCCGCUCGUCUGCGGGAUCGGCCCAAACUCCUCCAGCUAACGCACCAAAUGACUCAUCUACUACUGCUUUAAGGGUCGAGGCUCGAACCUCAGACGGAACCGAACGGUACGAUUGACUUCACCGAUCCGAGUUUGCCUGAUCCGAGAAGAUGGCAGGAGUGUGUUCCCAUAACUUAAGAGGCCUGGUUACAUUGGCAUUCGCGUCGGAGGAGAAGAGCAUCUUGCUGCAUGUCAAUAAUGAUGAGAGUCGGUAUCAGACUACGCACAAUUUUGUUUGACUCGGGAGACAGCUUAAAUUUUUGUAAAAAGUAUGUCUCGAAUAUCAGUUUUACGGGUGGUUUUUUGAAUCAUUAUUAUUGUUAUUGAAAAAAGUUUAUUUGGAAGUUUAUCAACACGUUGAGUGAGACCUUCGCCUCCAGUCGGUCGCUGCUGUAGUGACCACUGGUAAAGUGUUGGCCACAUGAACCAUCUAUAUAGUGACAACCCCACAUUAACGUGUUAAUCUACCCAUAUUUUGUUGCUGGACACCAAUAGCAAAGAAGUAAAACUAAUGCGGCACACCUGGAAUUUUUCUGGGACAUCAUGUGUCAAUUGAUUUGACCAAAUUUUAGCUUCAGUUUCUUCUUGUGGCCAGAUUUUAAGCUUAGGUUUGAACUAGCCUUUUUUUUUAUUUAAUAAUUUUUCCUUGCCAAAUUAUGAAGUCGCCGAAAUUUUAUUUUAAUUACCCCUUUUAUAACCAGCUAUGAGUGCAUGUUAAUAGUAUAUUUCAAUAACAGGUAAUGUUUGUUCUUUGUUAUUUUUUUUAAGUGCACAUUUCUGAGGUGAAGUUUAAUCAAAAACUGAAAUCAGGCCAAUAAUACUGUCCAUGACGAGUCUUCGGUUAAAAGGAAAUCUUGACCCCUUUCACUCUUUUAAUAUUUUUUGGAUAUGCAUUUGGUGACACAUUCACUGAUGUGAGACUAGUCUCCAGUGAGGUUUAAGACUUAUGCGUACAAUGACAGCCAGAAGCUUCGUAGCACGAAGGGUGGCCCACGGACGGACCCCUUGUAGUUAUACUGUCCCACCGCGUGCAGGCGUACGGGCGGGCAGGGAUGUCUACCGUCACUAACCAUGGCGCCUUCGGGCUCCGAACGAGAAGACAAUCCGCCUACCGCCCAUCCGCCUUCAUGUGGCACCUUAUAACUACAAAAAAGGUGUCCGUAUUCCACCCUGUAUUAAUGGCGCACUACCUGCUCCUUGAAAUGAAACGUUUUUUUCCCCCUUCUGAUUGAUUGUUGGGUUAGUGCUCAGUGCUCCACGGAUUGCGGGAUGAAAAGCACAAACUUGAAGGAGUCCAAAGCAGCAUACUUUCCACUCUUCUCUCUCAACUCAUGCAUUUUUGACAUACUUUACUGAGAAUUUUUUCUACGCCCUGUUAAGAGAGCGGAAGGAGUGGUUCUUUGAGAAGCACUUUGUUUUUGGUCUAAGUACUAAUUUUGUCUUCCAUCAGCUGCAUUUGUUUACACUACUCAGCCCCCUUUCUAUGUCAUUAAUGAAACAAGGGCAACUAUUGAAACUAAAUUGAACUUCAUUAUGUGAGAAUGAUUGUGGUUACCUACUUAUUAUUAUGGUAGAGUAAGGCACUUACCUUUUUUCUUCCUCCUGUUUAUGGUCUUAGCAGUCUAAUUUAGACAUACAUUAUAGUCUUUUGACCAGCACAAUAUGUAUGGAACUAUAGUACUAAAAGGUCUGCAUGCAUAACACCUCAUGUGAGUUUGCGUUGAUAUGCUUCAAAAAGGACUGAUUUCUACUAACAAUUGUUUCUGAUGUGCGGGUUUUAUGAGCAAGGGUUUCACUGCAUCAGUCUUCUCCAGUCUUCCUCUUUCUUUUCUCAGCAUCAGGAACAGCCUCUAUGCUUUCCCAGAUUCACUCCUUCCUCUUCCUCAGUAUACCCUUCUUUUUACCUACACAUGUAAUUUGUAGUUGCCCUGCAUUGCAAUAUCGAUGGGGAUUACUUAAGGACUCACAAUUGUUUGUAUGGACUUUGAGUUUUAUGUUCUAGAAUUGGCUAUCAUUGUUUUGAUUACAAACUGUACUAAACACACAACCGUACUUCAGGAUUGUACAUCAGUGUCUCAAUCCUCUUCUUGUUUUCCUAAUUCUCUGAGUGUCAAUAUGUAAAAUAAUAUCAUCACAUCAGCAUUUUCCUCCGACAAAGAGAAUGCUUUUCUUAAUUGGCUAGACAACUUGACAAAGGAAUAUCCUUUGUAUCCUGUGUAUAUGACAAUUCGAGUGACAUAUGAUGUGAUGUUAUAUGUAUAUUAGCUUGAAAGUUUCACAAGCGAUGAAAUCGCACAUUCUAUAAGUCUGAUAAGGUACCCUUAUAUCCGCACUGAAACACUGAGGCUUGCCUUUUCAUUUUUUUACAUAAAUAUUUGAAUCUAGAAUGAAAAAAGAACUGUUUUAGGAUUUUGUUGUACACUCAGGUAGGGAUUAGUCACCUAUUCUCUUAAUCUGCCCAUAAUGCUUCAGUUCGGAAUGUAAGUGUUUACCCUGGUUGCUCCAAUAACACCCAACAAAAAAAUGCAAAUCCACUUUUACUCAGUACAUUUAUUAUUCCUUAUUGCAUCUUCCACAUAUUUUAUUUCAAAGUGUUUUCAUUGAAUUUAAAAACGAAAGCAUUUAGAACAGCAUUUAAUCUCUGUAUUAUAUGGCUUUAUCUGAUGUACUAAUUGACUUCCAUUGACAUCCAUGAAAACUAUUACAACUUGACUUUCGGUUCUUUAGGCAACAUACAUUCUUUAAACACAGCAGGUCAUGUAAAAAAUUUCUAUAAAUCUUUUGAAAGGGAAUUUCUUUACAUUAAGGUCCUUAAAUCUUUGUUAGGGCACAAACUUAAUAAGUAAUGUAGAAAGCACAAUCAUUUCUAUUUUCUUCUCAUUCCUUUGCAACAUACUCCCCUCUAAUUUUUUUAGUUCUUUCAGAGUACUAAAGAAACUGUAUGCUUCCUCUACCUGUUUCCACUAUCUCUUCCUGUCUGACUUCUGAAUUUAGUGUCUAAGUAUUGUACAGUCCAUAAAGAACAUAAAUUGUAAUCAGUUUAGCUUUUCCCAAUAAGUGAAAUCUUGCAUUUUAAAUUUUCAUGUUUCUGACCACCUUUUAUGUGUCUUCUAGUUGAUGGAAAUGUAUUCUUGAGUUAGUAAAGCCUUUGUUUUGUAUUGUACAUACAGAAUAUCCUCUCUUCCUCUACUCUAUAAUUUUAACAGUAAUCAGUGUUUCUGGACAAAAUGUCAGUUACAAAGAAUACUAUGUCUUAUGGUGAAACAUUUGUAUUUCUUUGAAUAUCUUAAUGUCUGUCUGUCUGGUUGAGUUAGUCCAAGAAACGGGCGAUUUGGCAGGCGCGCAUGGUGAAUGCUCAUUAGUCCUUACCUGGCUUGUACUUGGGCCAGGUUGCCUCACACAGAGCAUGGUACUUGUCCAAUCGAAUGGACAAUAAAUACUUUGUAUAGGCCUAUUUUCUGAUGGAAUAAGUAGGUACAUGCUCGAUUAGUAAGUAGUCUGUGUGUUACUGUAUUAGAGUGCAACCACUCACAAGGUGCAACCACCAACACUACUUUGACUUUUCUGAUACUUUUUUGUCAAGUUUAAAAGAUCUAAACAUUUACCUAAGUCAUAAAUCCAGUCUGGACGAUAAGCAUACACCAUAUUUGUUUUCCUCUCAGAAUCUCAGGGACUGCUUUAAAAAGAAAACAUGGAAACGAGAAAUUGAAACUGUGAGUGCCUGCUGUUAGGUCCCUUGGCCAGCUCGUGUGCUAAACAUGAGUGUCCUAUUUAUCAUUGCUAUAAUAACUCAGAAUUUUUUCAUAAUUGUUGUUCGAUCUUGGUGUAAAUAUUUUCUGCUUUAUAACUUCCAUUUUACAGUUUAAAACAAGAAAAACAUUUCUCAAUGUUAAUGUCAUGAGUGUGUCUUGCUAUAGUAAGGUUAUUGUCCUCAUCCAGUAUCCAUUCCAUGACUGGUUAUAGCUCAAUAGCUUUUCAUAGCCUAAGCACCCAAAAGAAAGUGAGUGGGUCAGCUUAAACCAUGGUAAUAGGGAAUUUUUCUCUUGUUAUCAUGACUGUUACUAAAUUCAAGAAGAUAUGGAUCAUUACUGUGCAAUGGUUAUGAUUCCAUUUUGUGAAUUGCAUAAUUUUAUUUCUAGUCAAAUUUAGUAUUCAAUCAACUGAACCAAACAAUACCAACCAUUCUAAGAAUUAAUUGUUUCUCAAAGAAAAAUGGUUUUGAAUAUUUCGAAUGGAAGUUUUCAAAGAAAAACAAAAAAAACACCCACUACUUGGGAACAAUUGUGUUUAAUACAAGUAUCUUGCUCUCCCCAUUUAUUUCUUCUCUUAACCUGAUCGUUUUGCUUCAUUUCGAAUUUUUAAAUAUUCGUGUUUGAAAAAUUUGCUGCUGUCAUUCUACUGUAGUAAAAACUUCUUUGUGAUUUUUCAUAUCUUUAACAAUGCUAUAUAAUAAUUGUUUGUACGGUGAAAUUGAAGAAGAAAUAAGAUCUGUGCAUAUCAUGAUUCUGCGUUAACAGCAGUUUUGCAAGAAACUCUCAUUUCUCCAGAUUCUUUUGAUGAGUGUUUGAAAGGACUGGUGUUGUAAAUUCAUUUACAGAGGUCUGUGAACAUCAUUUUGAUAUCAUUGCAUUGCCUUGCUUUGUUUUAGUACUGCUCAUGAAAAUAAUGGGUAGUGAUAUUUUAUUAUGUUGAAAGCCCUCCUGUCAUCUUUAUUCAAUCAUUUCACUUAUCUAGCUCUAAGCCUAAUAUAGUCAAGUGAACCGGGGUCAACUAAAUCAGUUGAUUGCACAAAAUUCUAAGCAAAAGCAGUGAACUCAUGUAAGCUACUCAACCUUCUCGGGCAUUACCCACUCUCUUGCUUAAUUUUGGUAUAUGUGGAACUAUUGUUGAAGUUUGGGAUGAGAUGCAUUGAAAUCGCAGCAGUUACUGUUGACACAAAAUGCAAAAUUUCUCCUAAAUAAAAAGGGUUAAAAAAAGAAGAAGAAAGCGAAUACCAUUGCUUUUUCUGCACUUUUCUAUUUUUCUACUUGUAAGCUGCACAACUUGUGAUAACCAUUUAGACCUUUAUCUGCAGUCCCCACUUUAUUCCAUGUGUUUUAAUGUUAAUAUCUAUGUGAAUAGUUACAAAAUAUACUUGUGUUUUGUAUCUGUUGAUGAGAAAAUUACAAUUUUAAUACAUUACGAAUAUUAUUUGUAUGAUCAAUUUAUGUUUACAUGUAUAUACGGUUAAUAUAUAUAAGUAUACAUGUACAUACCUUAUAUACAAUAAUUCUUUUAGAACCUUAUUUCCUCUUGAGAUUUGUUUCUUAGUUCCUUUAGUUCUUUUGGUAUACUACUUUACCGAAUCCAUGUUUAAAUCUAUGUUAAAGGUGUGUGUUGAAAAUAGUACCCAGACCCAUUCAGUGUCAUAUCUCAUAUCCUCUCAUACACAUCAAUAGCAUUGUGAUUUUCAAAAAUUUGUGUAAUUUUCCAAACCUGAAACCAAAACUCUUAAUCCAAUAAAAUUUAAGUAUCACUCAAUGCAA